Molecule: messenger RNA, 5286 nt
Organism: Aethalodelphis obliquidens (Pacific white-sided dolphin)
Lineage: Eukaryota; Metazoa; Chordata; Mammalia; Artiodactyla; Delphinidae
Gene: FNDC3A
Product: fibronectin type III domain containing 3A
Exons: 26
Coding region: 304-3900 (1198 amino acids)
Molecular function (GO): protein binding
Source: RefSeq, a predicted model, not a curated record
GGCUCCGUAGUAAGCAUGGCGGCGGCGGCGUUCGUGGUCCCUCGGGUGAAACAGAAAGCGGGAGCUACGCGGAGAGGGAGCGAAGAGCGGGGCUGAGGCGGCACCGUCACUGCCGGGAAACCACCCCAACAGUCAGUGCGCCGGCGGCCGCUGCGGCCCCGAGAGCUGGCUCUGCCGCUGAAGUGGAGCGAGAACGAUCAGGAACCCGAAGAAGAGGCGCCGGGGUAGCCGCCUUCCUCCGCCUCAGAGCGGCGUGACUCGGAGAGUUGGAGGGUUAUCCGGUAUAUUAAUGUCUUAUUGAUAAUGGCAGAACAUCCACCACUACUGGAUACCACUCAGAUUUUAAGUAGUGAUAUUUCUCUCCUAUCUGCCCCUAUUGUAAGUGCAGAUGGAACACAACAGGUUAUCCUGGUACAAGUUAACCCAGGGGAAGCAUUUACAAUAAGAAGAGAAGAUGGACAGUUUCAGUGCAUUACAGGUCCUGCUCAGGUUCCAAUGAUGUCCCCAAAUGGUUCUGUGCCUCCUAUUUAUGUGCCUCCUGGAUAUGCCCCACAGGUUAUUGAAGACAAUGGCGUUCGAAGAGUUGUUGUGGUUCCUCAGGCACCAGAGUUUCAUCCUGGUGGUCACACAGUCAUCCAUCGUUCUCCACAUCCUCCUCUGCCUGGUUUCAUUCCUGUACCAACCAUGAUGCCCCCUCCACCACGCCACAUGUACUCACCAGUAACUGGAGCUGGAGACAUGGCAACACAGUAUAUGACACAGUAUCAGUCUUCACAAGUAUAUGGAGAUGUAGAUGCCCACUCUACACAUGGAAGGUCCAACUUUAGAGAUGAAAGAUCUAGUAAGACAUAUGAACGUUUGCAGAAAAAAUUAAAGGAUCGCCAAGGAACACAGAAGGAUAAAAUGAACAGUCCACCAUCAUCACCCCAGAAAUGCCCUUCUCCCAUAAAUGAACAUAAUGGGCUUAUGAAAGGGCAGAAUGCUAGUGGUGUAAACAUAGGAUCAGCAAAGAACAAGUCAGGAAGGGGGAAAGGUGGUGCACAAAUUGAUACAGAAAUAGAAGAAAAAGAUGAAGAAACUAAAGCUUUUGAAGCACUUCUUUCCAACAUUGUCAAACCAGUGGCCUCAGACAUCCAGGCAAGGACAGUAGUACUUACCUGGUCACCUCCUUCCAGCCUCAUUAAUGGCGAAACAGAUGAGACUACUGUACCAGAGCUCUAUGGUUAUGAAAUUCUGGUCUCAAGUACUGGAAAAGAUGGGAAAUAUAAAAGUGUAUAUGCAGGAGAAGAAACCAGUGUCACUUUAAAUGAUCUCAAACCAGCUACAGAUUACCAUGCAAAAGUCCAGGCAGAAUACAAUUCUAUAAAGGGAACUCCUUCCGAAGCUGAAACCUUUACCACCUUGAGCUGUGAACCUGACAUACCUAAUCCACCAAGGAUAGCCAAUCGGACCAAAAAUUCACUCACUUUGCAAUGGAAGGCACCUAGUGACAAUGGUUCUAAAAUCCAAAGUUUUAUUUUAGAAUGGGAUGAGGGAAAAGGAAAUGGAGAAUUUUGUCAGUGUUACACGGGCUUACAGAAGCAAUUUAAAAUUACUAAACUGUCACCAGCAAUGGGUUGUAAAUUUAGACUAUCAGCCAAAAAUGACUAUGGUCCAAGUGGUUUUAGUGAAGAAGUCUUAUAUUACACCUCAGGCUGUGCCCCUUCUAUGCCAGCAAGUCCUAUAUUAAUUAAAGCUGGGGUUACUUGGUUAUCCUUACAAUGGAGUAAACCCUCAGGAACACCAUCAGAUGAAGGAAUUUCUUAUAUUUUAGAGAUGGAGGAAGAAACUUCAGGAUAUGGUUUUAAGCCUAAAUAUGAUGGAGAAGACCUUGCUUACACAGUGAAAAAUCUCAGACGUAGUACAAAGUAUAAAUUUAAGGUUAUUGCUUAUAACUCAGAAGGUAAAAGUAAUCCAAGUGAAGUAGUUGAAUUUACUACAUGCCCUGAUAAACCGGGAGUACCUGUAAAGCCCUCAGUUAAAGGAAAGAUACAUUCACAUAGUUUUAAAAUAACUUGGGACCCACCAAAAGACAAUGGAGGGGCAGCCAUCAAUAAAUAUGUAGUAGAGAUGGCAGAAGGUUCUAAUGGAAACAAGUGGGAUAUGAUAUACAGUGGAGCUACUAGGGAACAUCUUUGCGAUCGACUGAAUCCAGGCUGUUUCUAUCGUUUUCGAGUUUACUGCAUCAGUGAUGGAGGACAGAGUGCGGUAUCUGAAUCUUUACUUGUGCAGACUCCAGCUGUGCCUCCUGGCCCAUGCCUCCCUCCCAGAUUACAGGGUAGACCCAAAGCAAAAGAAAUACAGUUACGAUGGGGACCCCCUUUGGUCAAUGGUGGAUCACCCAUUUCUUGCUAUGGUGUGGAAAUGUCUCCUGUAGAAAGAGAUGAACCCAGAGAAGUUUACCAAGGUUCUGAAGUGGAAUGUACAGUGAGCAGCCUUCUUCCUGGAAAGACUUACAGCUUCAGACUGCGUGCAGCUAACAAAAUGGGGUUUGGACCAUUUUCAGAAAAAUGUGAUAUUACUACAGCCCCUGGACCACCAGAUCAGUGCAAGCCCCCUCAAGUUACAUGGAGAUCUGCAACUUGUGCACAAGUGAAUUGGGAGGUCCCUUUGAGUAAUGGAACUGAUGUCACUGAAUAUCGAUUGGAGUGGGGAGGAGUUGAAGGAAGUAUGCAGAUAUGUUACUGUGGGCCCGGUCUCAGUUAUGAAUUAAAAGGACUUUCACCAGCAACUACCUAUUAUUGCAGAGUCCAGGCUCUGAGUAUUGUGGGUGCAGGCCCUUUCAGUGAAGUAGUAGCCUGUGUGACUCCACCAUCAGUUCCUGGUAUUGUGACUUGUCUUCAAGAAGUAAGUGAUGAUGAUAUAGAAAAUCCCAAUUAUUCACCGUCUACAUGCCUUGCAGUAAGCUGGGAAAAGCCUUGUGAUCAUGGUUCAGAAAUCCUUGCCUACAGCAUAGACUUUGGAGAUAAACAGCCCUUGACUGUGGGAAAGGUUACAAGCUACAUUCUAGACAAUUUGCAACCAGAUACAACAUACAGAAUACGAAUUCAAGCCUUGAAUAGCCUUGGAGCUGGUCCUUUCAGCCACAUGAUAAAAUUAAAAACUAAACCCCUCCCUCCUGAUCCACCUCGUCUGGAAUGUGUUGCCUUCAGCCACCAGAACCUUAAACUGAAGUGGGGAGAAGGAACCCCAAAGACAUUGUCAACAGAUUCUGUUCAGUACCACCUUCAGAUGGAGGAUAAGAAUGGAAGGUUUAUAUCCCUGUACAGAGGUCCAUGCCAUACAUACAAAGUACAAAGACUUAAUGAGUCAACAUCUUAUAAAUUCUGUAUUCAAGCUUGUAAUGAAGCAGGGGAAGGUCCUCUUUCCCAAGAAUAUAUUUUCACUACUCCAAAAUCUGUCCCAGCUGCCCUGAAAGCCCCCAAAAUAGAGAAGGUAAAUGAUCACGUUUGUGAAAUUACAUGGGAGUGUUUACAGCCAAUGAAAGGUGAUCCAGUUAUUUACAGUCUUCAAGUUAUGGUGGGAAAAGAUUCAGAAUUCAAACAGAUUUACAAAGGGCCUGACUCUUCAUUCCGGUAUUCAAGCCUUCAGCUGAACUGUGAAUAUCGUUUCCGUGUGUGUGCCAUUCGCCAGUGCCAAGACCCUGUGGGGCAUCAGGACCUCGUAGGCCCCUACAGCACAACAGUGCUCUUCAUCUCUCAGAGGACUGAACCACCAGCCAGCACCAACAGAGACACUGUGGAAACCACGAGGACCCGGCGGGCACUCAGUGACGAGCAGUGUGCAGCCGUCAUCCUUGUGCUGUUUGCUUUCUUUUCCAUUUUGAUUGCCUUUAUCAUUCAGUACUUUGUAAUCAAGUGAAAAUAUAACUUUAUUUUUAAUAUUGUAUUACAUUUUAUUUUGUCAUGUACUAAAAUUAUUUCUGUAUUGCUUUUACAAAAUCAGUGACAUUUAGCACUGGCAUUGAGACUAUAGUACAUCAUUUUUGCCAUUUUUAAUGCUUAUAUUGUUAGGUAGAGGCUGGCACCUUAUUAGAAUGCAAGCCACAGAAAUAGCACGUUUCGGUUUUUUGUUCGGUUGGGGCUCUUUUUCUUUUUCUUUUCUUUUUUUCUUUUUUUCUUUUUUUGACAUGCCUUCUUGUGAAACAAGAAUAUAUAUCAAUAUAUAAUUGAUACUUUGACCAGUCAGCAUGAGUGUAACAGUGACAACCUGAUCUGUUUGUUUUAAUUAUUACCUAGUGAAAAAUUCAGAAUGAUUAAAAUUUACACUAACAUGCUAUAUAAAAAUGUUAAAGUAUGAUGCUGUGAAAGCAAUCUAGUGCUAUAUUUCUACCUCCUCAUUUGUCUUAAUUUGGUAAGUGGGAUUAUGAUGAAUAACUGGAGGGGCUUAGCAGACAAAAACUGGAUGAAAGAAUAUGCAUGGGAAAAAGAAGCUUCUUGUUUGAUAAAUGUGGAGUUCUUCAUUAUAAGUAUAUAUUCAUGAAUUCACAGGUAAGUCACUUGAAAGCACAUACAGUUUACUUGGCCUAAAAGUAUUUUAAUGUUUACUCAAAAACCCAUCUUCAGGUCUUGAGAACAUGGAAAAGAACAGAGGGCUUUUACAUACUUUUUAAAAGUAAUCAUAAUUCUGAACUUCAAACCUAUUUAAUUUGGUUUUGUGAGCCUUUGAACUAUAUGUGUGUGUAUAAGGACAUGCACGUACAUAUAUGGCUUUAUAUAUACCAAGUGUAGAAAUAUACACACACACACACACACUCACUCACUCUCACUCCAUCUAUCUGGUACAGGCUAAUUUUGAAGAACUCCCAUAAGUUUUGCUGCUUCUCCCAUAACUACUGCCAUCACCAUCAGAAUUCAUAAUCAAACCUAACCUUUUGUUUGGGGCACCAAAUCCGAAGACAAAAUUAAUUUGCACCAGUAAACUUCAAGCUGCUUUCUUUCUUGAAAAACUAAUGUUUAAUGUAAUGUCUGUUUGGAUACUGUUCCAGUUGUUGAUUGCAUGUGGUUAAUGUUGCAUUAGAGCACUUUGCAGUUACAUAAUUCGUUAAUGUUUUGUGAGCUUGCAUUUGUGAGUUAUUGGGUGAUCAGAUUGAAUUUUGUCAAGUAUCACAUUGUACAUCUUGCAUAGAUGUCCAUGACUGCCAGUAAUAAUAGUUUGUAAUGAAACUAUCUAAAAUUCUUGUUUUAUCACAUCUGUUAUCUGUGAAACACUUGUAACUAGACUUUUUAAUUUAUUAUUUGAAUUUUA